GUAGACACGGACACACCUCCAACGUCAGAGUGGCAACAUGGCGAACGCCGGUGGAACUACCGUGGAUGACUUGAUGCGAUACGCUGAAUAUUCUCCUAAAUCAAGCGUCAGGAGUGACGCAGAGAUAGACAGGCAGCUGGGUGGGACUUUAAUUGCAGUUGGUCUCGGUGUUGCUGCUGCAGCAUUUGCAGGACGUUAUGCAUUCCAGUUGUGGAAGCCUCUUGGGCAAGUUUUCUCUGAAACUGUCAAAAAGAUGCCCUCAUCAGCCUUCUCAUCAUAUUACAAAGGAGGUUUUGAGCAGAAGAUGUCCAGGCGAGAAGCCAGCCUCAUUCUUGGAAUUAGCCCAACCAGCACAAAGGCCAAAGUACGUGAGGCGCAUCGGAGGAUCAUGAUCCUGAACCAUCCAGAUAAAGGCGGGUCACCAUAUCUCGCAACAAAGAUCAAUGAAGCAAAAGACCUUCUGGAUAAGGAAAGCCACCGAUGACCCUCCCUGACAUCCAGCACUUUAAAGACUUCCAUCUCCCCAUCAGCUCUGCAGUGUUGCUCCAUCAGCAUCUACAUCAGCACCACAGCGAGGCUUCCACUUAGGCUCCUGGAAGACGGCUGAAACGAUGCUCUCAUGAGAAAUUCAUUGUCUGGUUGCUAGCCCUGAGAAUACACAAGUAUAAUGACCACAGGUGAAGAUACUGACCGUUUUCAGUUAAAAGUGAAGGCGGUGAUUGUAAAAGCUGCAGCGUCGCCCUCAAGUGGUAGCAGGUUAGAAUGCAGCUCAUCUGGUUUUAGUGUCAGCAUGUUAUAUAGUUUUAUUUAAGCCACAAUAAAGGGAUACAUUUAAGUGUUUCUAUAUUUAAACAGUUAAUGUGGAGGUGGUAAAAGUGUAAAUAAACUUUAUUAGUAAACUUACAUGACUGAGUGUUUAUAUCAGAAUGAUGUAAUGAUUGUGCGGAAAGAGCAGUUUUAAAAAGAUUGAGGUCGAGUAAAAAUGUCUUCCUUAGUGUGUAUAUGAAAUGUUAAGUUUUAAAGUUGUAACUCAUCUUGUAUCAUGUGAAACUGCCCAUGCAUUGAUUUAUCAGUUCCUCUCAUCUUGGGAAAUACUUUUAAAAAAAGUAUGCAAAACAAUUUAUUUGACUAUUUUUUUUACAAGUACUCUGAAUAUUCUUACCCAUACUGGUGAGAGAAAAACAGCAUUAUAAAGUGGUAUCAGGUGGAAAUACUCAAGUAAAAUACCUGUAUCUUAAAAUAUCAGGUAUAAAACUUGAAUAUACCUAACAGCUUGACAAAGUUACAUUAGUUUCAUCUCUUUGAGGAUGCUUCGCAUGUUCAGGAAGUUUGCUGUGCAGAUAUUGUGAGAACUGAGUGCAGAGUAUGAACUGGUACACUGGUGUCGCACCAGGAAUGCAGCUGUCAGGCCUCUAUUAACGCUCUGUGUCAAUACUUUAUUAAUUCAAGAUUUAUUGAUGACUUUUUUUUUUUAAUUAGACAAAAUACACAAUAAAUGGCCACUGUGAGCAGAAUGUUUAAAUACGUCUUUAUUUAAAGCAGGAUGUUGUGUUGAUGUCACUCUGUCGUCGAACCGUAAAGACAGAAAGCAAGACGCAGCCAUUAACACUUACAGCAGCAGUUACUGGUCAAAAAUACCAACCAGUUACAGAAAAGUUGGCUUUUUU
Messenger RNA from Melanotaenia boesemani (Boeseman's rainbowfish), 1667 nucleotides. It is a transcript of the gene dnajc15, whose product is annotated as DnaJ (Hsp40) homolog, subfamily C, member 15. The coding region runs from base 38 to 484 and encodes 148 amino acids. Gene Ontology annotation, molecular function: ATPase activator activity. Gene Ontology annotation, biological process: protein import into mitochondrial matrix. Lineage: Eukaryota; Metazoa; Chordata; Actinopteri; Atheriniformes; Melanotaeniidae. The transcript has 6 exons. Gene Ontology annotation, cellular component: PAM complex, Tim23 associated import motor. The record is from RefSeq and is a predicted model, not a curated record.